Molecule: messenger RNA, 1674 nt
Organism: Beta vulgaris subsp. vulgaris (sugar beet)
Lineage: Eukaryota; Viridiplantae; Streptophyta; Magnoliopsida; Caryophyllales; Amaranthaceae
Product: aspartic proteinase Asp1
Exons: 9
Coding region: 158-1471 (437 amino acids)
Biological process (GO): proteolysis
Molecular function (GO): aspartic-type endopeptidase activity
Source: RefSeq, a predicted model, not a curated record
UCGUCAUAAACGCGGUGACUGAGUUGAAUUCUCUGCUCUACUUAAAACCCAUGAAACACAGAGUGAAAAAUCAAUAAAACCCCCCUAAAUUUACUCAUUCUUUUAAUCCAUCAUCAAACUUUCACUUUCAAAAUCUCGAGUAGAAAUAAACACAAGUAUGUCAGAAAGAGAGAGACUGAUUCUGGUGUCACUUAUCUCUGCUGCAACAUUAUUUCUGGGCUGUUCUGGUGAAUCUCAUUCAUCUGCAAUUAAUGACAAAAACAAUAAUAAUUUUGAUUAUGGUGCUGUUUUUCGUGUUCAAGGCAACGUCUUUCCAGAUGGGUACUUUUACACAACGUUAAGUAUAGGUGAACCCCCUAAACCUUAUCAUCUUGACAUUGAUACUGGCAGCGAUCUCACGUGGCUUCACUGUGAUGCACCUUGUGUGAAUUGUCCUAAGAGUCCUCACGAGCCUUACAAACCCCAGAAUAAUGCCCUCACAUGCAAGGAUUCCCUGUGUACCUUCUUGCAACAUCCUCCCAACUAUCCCUGCCGCAACCCUAGUGAUCAAUGUGACUAUGAAAUUGAGUAUGCUGAUCAUGGUUCAUCUAUCGGUGUACUGGUGAAAGACAACUUUCCCCUUCAAUUAUUGAAUGGUUCCACUACACGUACUUCUCUGGCCUUUGGUUGCGGGUAUGAUCAAGAUCUCUCUAGUUCUACCCAGCCUCCAUUUGUGGAUGGUGUUCUUGGGCUUGCAAAUGGAAAAUCCAGUCUCUUGUCUCAACUUCAUGACUUGAAAGUGAUCAAAAACGUAUUUAGCCAUUGCUUCAGUGACCAAGGAGGAGGUUACAUUUUCUUUGGGGAUAAACUAAUUCCUUCUGGGACUGUUUGGGUACCGAUGUUAAAAAACAAAAUUGGGAACUAUUACUCCAUCGGACCUGCUGAGCUGGUUUUUAAUGAGAGAAAUGUUGUAAAGGGUGGUCUUUCUUUUGUUCUUGACACAGGAAGUACCUAUACUUAUUUUAGUAGUCAAGUUUAUGAAGCUGCAUUAUCGAUGAUUAACAAAAAUAUCGACUCAAAGCAGUUAAAGACUGUACCAGAGGAUAAAACCCUUCCAGUAUGUUGGAAAGGUUCUAAACCCUUCAAAUCCAUGAACGACGUCAAGAAACUUUUUAAGCCAUUAGCAUUAAGAUUCUCUGUCAAAUCCAGUUUUCUGAGGAAGAAUACAGUGAUGGAAAUGGGGCCCGAAACUUAUCUUAUUAUCAAUAAAAGUGGCAACGUGUGCUUGGGGAUUUUGGAUGGUGCUGAGGCAGGGCUGGAGAAUCUCAAUAUUCUUGGAGAUAUAUCACUGUUAAAUAAAGUGAUCACUUACGACAAUGUUAAAGACCAGAUUGGAUGGGCAACCGCAAACUGUGACAGGCUUCCAAACUUCUCAGAUCGAGAUAGUGACAUUCAUUUUUAUCGAUCGGAGCACGUGUAUGAUGAGCUAUAGCAUCAUCGACAAAUAAGUGCAGGAAGAUAUACAUCAGAUGAUAUAGUUGUUGAUCAGCAGCAAAGAUGCUAGAUAGAUAUAAACUUUACACCCAGUUAACAAAUUAUGUACUCCUGUUUAGGAAGCCGUGGUUUUGCUGUAAAUGAUGGUAGGCUUAUUAUAGCUUACUGAAGGUACAUAUUACAUAUGGACAGGUUAUCAUA